This is a messenger RNA of Hevea brasiliensis (rubber tree), 3366 nucleotides long. RefSeq names its product sulfate transporter 1.2-like. The coding region runs from base 1310 to 3250 and encodes 646 amino acids. Gene Ontology annotation, biological process: transmembrane transport. Gene Ontology annotation, cellular component: membrane. The transcript is spliced from 13 exons. The record is from RefSeq and is a predicted model, not a curated record. Gene Ontology annotation, molecular function: secondary active sulfate transmembrane transporter activity. NCBI's taxonomy places the organism in Eukaryota, Viridiplantae, Streptophyta, Magnoliopsida, Malpighiales, Euphorbiaceae.
UUUCUUUUCUUUAAAGUUUCAAAAUUAUACUUCAAUAAUAUUACAAUAUUGGAGACAAUUUUAAUACUACUUAAUUAAAAUUCAUUAUACUUUGUGUGCAUUAAAAAUUGUUUGACAUUUUAAGUUCUUAAUUAAUUCUAUUGAAUUGAUUAUAUAUAUUUGAGUGCAAAGCAUAAUUAUUGGGCACAAAUAAUGGCCAGUUUUUUAUGAAGGACCAAAAGAAUAUCUUUGUAGAGUAGAAAAAGCUUUAAAUAGAAGUAUUGAAAAGGGCAAAUGCACUUCUGAUGGCUGAACGCGGAGAACAGAAGCCGCAUUUCACCUUUUCAUCUUCCUUCUUCAACUGCAUAAUUAUUCUAUGGCCUCCACAAUCACAUCCAACAGUGAAUUUUUAGUUUUCUGAGGGCAGUUUUUUAAUUACUUUUCUUUUUCUGUUAAUUUUAAUUGGAUGAUAUUAUAGAUCAAUUUUCACACAUCAUAUUAUAAUGUUUCUUAAAUCUUGGAUAUAUUUUUUAUGAAUUCGAAUUAGACUCUAUUUAAAAACUCUGUGAUACGAUUUAAAUAAAAUAUUAUUUGAUGCAUGUGAUGAUAGCAGAGGGGUACAGAUAUAUAUUUUACCUAUUUUGAUAGAUUAUGAAAAUUUAGAUAAAAUUUAUUUGAAUGGUUAUGAGCGAUUAUGACUUUUUCUUUUUCACAAUAAAAUUGUUUCUUCCGCAUUUUAUCUAUGGAAUAAAUUUUAUAAUAAAAUCAUAUAAAUUUUGUCUUUAUUAUUUUUUUUUACACUUUGUGAGUGCGAUCGUAUGUGCAACUUAAAUUUUGCUCUGUUAUAACAUAAAUUUAUAUUUUAAAUAUUACUAAAGAUUGUUUCCAAGACUCGCCUUAAGGAUAUAAAUCCUUGAUAAACAAGGUAGGAAGUAUACCCUCUAGCUAACCAGGCUGCCCCUUUGGGUUAAGGCUUUACAGUUUACAAUCAAACUAAAGAAUUUUGGAUAUAUCUUCUCUUCAAAAUAAGUAUAUAUAUAGAGAAGCCCUCUUACUUCUUUUGCAAUGAAGAUACUACUCUUAACAUAUUCUAUCUAGAAAACAUCAGCUGCUGAGCUCACUAGUUCUCUUUUCAUUCAGUAAUUGUACUUUGUCUUUGAUUCUGUUAGUUAAUUAGCCAGCCCGUUUGAGUGUAAUUUCAUUCUAUUGCAUCCUAUGAUUCUUAGAGUUUAAAUUUCUUUAUGUGAUUCUAGGCAGGAGGAAAAAAUUGAACUUGGGAACUUCUCCUGGAUAGAGGAAAGGCUUGGUUGAUUGCCUUGGAGGAAAAGAUAUGGAUAUCAGCAAGAAAGAGUCGUCUUCGUCUCAGAGUCAUUCUGAAUCUUUGCCUUAUGUUCACAAGGUUGGACUGCCUCCAAAGCAAAAUCUUUUCAAGGAAAUUACUGCAGCUGUGAAAGAAACUCUUUUCGCAGAUGAUCCGUUGCGCCCAUUUAAGGAUCAAACAGGAUCAAGAAAGUUUAUCCUUGGAAUUCAAACUCUUUUCCCCAUUUUUGAAUGGGGAAGACACUACAGCUUCGAAAAAUUUAAAGGGGAUUUCGUUGCAGGCCUUACCAUUGCAAGCCUUUGUAUUCCACAGGAUAUUGGAUAUGCACAGCUUGCAAACCUUAAGCCUCAAUAUGGGUUAUAUAGUAGCUUUGUUCCACCUCUUGUUUAUGCCUUCAUGGGUAGUUCAAGAGAUAUUGCUAUAGGACCAGUGGCAGUGGUGUCCCUCUUGCUUGCAACUCUUUUGCAGGAUGAGAUUGAUCCUUCUAAGGACCCUGUUAACUAUCUACGCCUAGCGUUCACAGCUACAUUCUUCGCAGGAAUCACUCAAGUUACUCUAGGAUUUUUCAGAUUGGGUUUUCUGAUUGAUUUCCUAUCUCAUGCUGCCAUUGUUGGGUUUAUGGCUGGAGCUGCCAUUACUAUUGCCCUUCAACAACUUAAAGGACUGCUUGGCAUAACUCAUUUCACAAAGAAGACUGAUAUAGUCUCCGUGAUGCGCUCCGUCUUGACUACAGCUCAUCAUGGUUGGAACUGGCAGACAAUUGUCAUAGGAUUAUCAUUCUUGGUCUUCCUUUUGGUAGCCAAGCACAUUGGGAAAAAGAAUAAGAAAUUAUUCUGGGUAGCUGCAAUUGCUCCUUUGAUCUCUAUGAUUCUUUCCACUCUUCUAGUGUAUGUUACUCAUGCUGAGAAGCAUGGAGUUAAAAUUGUACGUGAGAUUAAAAGAGGGGUAAAUCCAUCAUCUUUGAAUGAAAUUUUUUUCUCUGGAGAGCAUCUUGGCAAAGGCUUCAGGAUUGGUGUUGUUGCUGGUAUGAUUGCCCUGACGGAAGCAAUCGCCAUUGGAAGGACAUUUGCUGCCAUGAAGGACUACCAGAUUGAUGGAAACAAAGAAAUGGUAGCAUUAGGAACCAUGAAUGUUGUUGGUUCAAUGACAUCCUGCUAUGUGGCUACAGGAUCAUUUUCUCGAUCAGCAGUGAACUUCAUGGCAGGCUGCAACACUGCUGUCUCAAACAUAGUGAUGUCCUUAGUUGUAUUAUUAACUUUGGAGCUCAUUACUCCAUUGUUUAAAUACACCCCGAAUGCUAUACUUUCCUCUAUUGUCAUAUCUGCUGUGAUUGGCCUAAUAGACAUUGAAGCAGUAAUUUUGAUAUGGAAGAUUGAUAAAUUUGAUUUUGUUGCCUGUAUGGGAGCCUUCUUCGGUGUAGUAUUUUCUUCUGUUGAGAUAGGCCUCUUAAUUGCUGUCUCAAUUUCGUUUGCUAAAAUCCUAUUACAAGUGACAAGGCCAAGGACUGCCAUACUUGGAAAAUUACCUAGGACGACUGUUUACAGGAACAUUCAACAGUAUCCUGAGGCUUCCAAGGUUCAGGGAAUUUUAAUUGUCAGAGUUGAUUCAGCAAUUUACUUUUCCAACUCAAAUUAUAUCAAGGAGAGGAUUUUGAGAUGGCUGACUGAUGAAGAAGAACGUCUUAAAGAAAAUAACUUACCCAGAAUCCAGUUUUUAAUCGUCGAAAUGUCUCCUGUAACUGAUAUUGACACUAGUGGGAUCCAUGCCUUCAAAGAGUUGCAUCGUAGUCUUCAGAAGAGGAAUGUUCAGCUUGUUCUAGCAAAUCCAGGGCCUGUGGUGAUGGACAAGCUCCAUGCUUCUGGGUUUGCAGAGAUGAUAGGGGAGAACAACAUUUUUCUGACAGUCGCAGAUGCUGUUCAUACAUGUGCUCCAAAGAUGGUGGAAGUGUGAAGUCAUUAUCAUCCCUAAAACAUUGGAAGCUGCUUUCCAUUACACAAUUGUAACAUUUUGGUAGCACGCUCCUAAUGGAUCAAUUUGAUCCGGAUCAAAGGGCUAAAAAUGUAUUU